Molecule: messenger RNA, 872 nt
Organism: Folsomia candida
Lineage: Eukaryota; Metazoa; Arthropoda; Collembola; Entomobryomorpha; Isotomidae
Product: astacin
Exons: 8
Coding region: 72-833 (253 amino acids)
Biological process (GO): proteolysis
Molecular function (GO): zinc ion binding; metalloendopeptidase activity
Source: RefSeq, a predicted model, not a curated record
GCAAAAAGUGAUGCUUAACAUUCAUCUGGGUGGUCGAGCAAUUACGAUCAAAAUUGCAUUACACUGUAAACAUGAUAAACGUUAAAGUUGUCGUUUGUUUGCUGCUCAGCCUGUGCGCUGUUGCCUGGUCCACCCCCGUCGUCCGACCACUCCCACCAACAAAACCCACUUCCAAUGACACGGCGGCCAUAUCUCCAUUCAGAAAUCCAGUCUUUGACAUGAAACUAACGCCGGAACAGAUGAGGUCAGGGGUAAUUGACGAGCGAUAUCGCUGGAGAAAUGGAUUCAUUGUCCACCCGGAUAGGGGGUUCAACCAAAAUGAGUACAGUGUAAUCAACGACGCUCUGUACGAGUUAAGCCAACAUUUGUGCAUACAAGUGUUAAUGUGGCCACAAGAUUCGAACCCUACUGGAGAUUAUGUCGAAAUUAUGAGAGGCGGUUCUGGAUCUGGAUGCUGGGCUUGGGUUGGCAGACUCGGGGGGAGACAGGACUUAAACUUGCAAUUUGAUGGAUGCAUUUACAAACAUAUUGUUCAACAUGAAUGUAUUCACGCACUGGGCUAUUACCAUGAACAGUCAAGACCCGACAGAGAUGACCAUGUUAACAUUCUAUGGAACAAUGUCAUCCCAGACACUUCCCACAAUUUCGAUAAAAUGGAUGACACCACCACUUUCGGCGUUCCAUAUGAUACGAGGUCCAUUAUGCAUUACGACAGCUACGCCUUCAGCAGCAAUGGACAGCCAACUAUCCUCGCUAAGGAUGGAUCUACAGUCGGAGGUAACUCAAUCACUGGUAACGAUAUUGCAAAAUUGCAGCGAAUGUACAACUGUUAAAAUAUUGAAUAAAAAUGCAUAUUACGCAGUACUGGCAGA